AUGGUCGCUCUUGCCACAAUGAACAGGACUCUCGGCACCGCCGCCCCGACCGCGGGUGGCAGCCUCAAACGCAAGCAAAUCGACAACUCGUCCGACACCGAGAACGCGACCCCAGACACGCUCAAACGCCGCCGAGUCACUUUCCACCCCGAAGUCAACGUGCGGAUACUGAGCGAGCACCACGAGAAGAGUCUGGAGCUGGUGGGGGAGGAGGUGCGGCGCGCCAUCGAAAGGCAUGCGACCGGCGACAAGGCGGCCUACGAUGGGCUCAAAGCCCUCUUCAAAGAAGCACCAACGUCCACAGGUGCACCGCUAUCGCGACUUUUGCAAAAAUACCUCAUCGCACUCACCGAACACACGCCAAAACUCGACGGCAACUGCAAGGGCCUGGUGCAUGCCGUCAUCGAUUGCAGUUGGAUAGCGCGUAACGAAGACUUCCUGCGCUCCUACCGAAUGUUCCUGCGCAGGCUGCUCUCGGUGCAGUCGAGCUACAUGUCGACCGUGCUACAGAUGCUGGUCGACAUGUUCCUGAGUGCGCCUUCCGUCAACGCCAGGCAGCAGGACGACCCACCGAUCCAAAGAGUCCGCCUACAAGCACGCGUACACGAGACCCUCGUAGGCAUAUUACAGUACAGUCCGAUGGCGAGUUCCUUCCUCGCGCCCGUCAUCUCUAGCACCUUCCCCUUCUCCAACGACACCGCAAAGGUCCACGUCGAGUACAUCCGGAACAUCUUCAAGGUCACAGAGUACGCGCCGGAAAUCAGAGGCGAGAUCUUGGCACUCGUGACGGACAAGCUAUGCAAGAUCGACGCGCAGAUGCAGGUAGACAUGGAAGAGAUUGACGACGACUUGGAGGAGCGACUUAUGGACGGGGCCAUCAACGAUGAGGAAGACGACGACGACGACGUGAGCGAUGACGGCUCCGAAUCGAGUGAGGAGAGCCUCGACCCGGAAGAGCAGCGACUCAAAGACAUCAAAGACAUGAUGCUCAAGCUCGACACCGUCAUGGACGUGCAGUUCUCCUACUACGACUCCGUUUUCGAACGGAACGACUAUCAAGAGAUGGAUCGCACCUACCAAACCCUCAUCGCGCAGUUCCAGUCCAUCAUCAUCCCGACCUACCGCUCACGGCAUACUCAAUUCGUGCUCUUCCACUUCAGCCAGAUCUCGACAGAAUUCAUGGGGCGGUUCAUAGACACCUGCUCGCACCUGGCUAUAGAUAAGAACCGACCCCCGCUACUACGCUCAGCCGCAUGUGCCUACCUCGCCUCCUACAUCGCGCGCGGCGCGCACGUUCCUGGCUCCAUUGUUCGCGACGUCUUCGACACACUAUGCUCCCAGCUUGAGGACCAGCGAAAAGCACACGAGCCCAAGUGCAUCGGCCCAGACCUACGCCGCUACGGCACAUACUACGCCAUCGUACAGGCACUGCUAUACGCCUUCUGCUUCCGAUGGCGCGAUCUCAUCGUCACACCCGACGGCACGUUGCCCACCGACGCAGACAUCAUGUACCACGAAGGCGACUUCCAGUGGCACCGGUCGACCCUCGAAACCAUACGCCGCAACAUCUUCUGCAAGCUGAACCCACUCAGAAUCUGCGCACCGGAAAUCGUCAAGCAGUUCGGCCGCAUCGCCAAGCACCUCCGCUUCACAUACAUCGAUACGCUGGUAGAGACAAACAAGCGUGUACGACUGUCCCGCAGUCUGGCCAGUGGGUACCUCAACGGUAUCGGCGGCCGAGAGACUGCUCUCACAAGCAAGAAGGGCGAGGAGGCCUUCCUCCUGGACGCAUACUUUCCCUUUGACCCAUACGUGCUUCCACGGAGCAAGCGCUGGGUCGAGCACGACUACGUAGCAUGGCGACCGGUUCCCGGUAUGCCCGUCGAAAAAGACGAUGACGAUGACGAUGAGGAGGAGGACGACGACGAUGACGAUGACGAUGCUGAUGAUGACAGCGACAGCACAUCAGAGGCGGAAUCCGAGGACGAAGAUGGCGUCGCAAACCCCGACGACCUUGACGACGGUAGUACGGAAGCUAGUCUAUGA
Messenger RNA from Alternaria ventricosa, 2046 nucleotides. RefSeq lists its product as uncharacterized. Gene Ontology annotation, cellular component: nucleus. The transcript has a single exon. Gene Ontology annotation, biological process: transcription initiation at RNA polymerase I promoter. The record is from RefSeq and is a predicted model, not a curated record. The coding region runs from base 1 to 2046 and encodes 681 amino acids. Gene Ontology annotation, molecular function: RNA polymerase I general transcription initiation factor activity; RNA polymerase I core binding. Lineage: Eukaryota; Fungi; Ascomycota; Dothideomycetes; Pleosporales; Pleosporaceae.